CUUGGAUUCUUCGUUUGCUGCUUUGAGCGGCCUCCAAUACCACCCCAAUCUCACUCGAAUUUACGAUUGUUGCCAUUCACAGAAAGAAAGAAAAAAGGUGUUGUUACAACUUACAAGCUUAAGCUGGUGGGGACGACUUGGAGUCUCUAGAGAGGAAAAGUAAAAGAAAAAUUAAGAGAGAGAAAGAGAAGAGAGGGUUUGCUUUCAUCAGUUGGAUCUGCAAACGUUGUUUCAGAACUGCUGAUAACGGUUUGGUUUUAGAUGCGGUUUUGUUAUUGGAAGCAGCCGCCGACGCCGACGAAGACGCAGAAUCAGUCUGUCUGUCUGUCGUUUCAUUUCAACUGGGAUUUACGGGAGAAGACCUUCUUCGCUGUUGAUGUAAGUCAAUUCGAUGACAUGUGAGAUUUGUCUCUGACCAUCGGCGACCGGAGUCUCAAGUAUUCAGAUCGGACGUCGGAGUAUACUCCGGCUUGGUUUGGGUUGGAUUAAUCCCCGGACAAAGUGAAGACUUUUGGGUGAAACGGAUGUGGAUGUGGAUGGAUUCUAGAUUUCUGUGAAGAUUUUGUGUGUGUUUUGGUUUGUCUUGAAUCUAUGAUGGAAAACGCCGGCGGCCAAGUUGCUGCUCCAAUUUACAUUCACCAGACGCUUUCGGGCCGGUUUUGUGAUUCGCCGGUCAUGGGGAGGAAGCGCGAUUUCCCUUACCAGGGCCCCAAUUAUCAACACCCCUACUCGCAGCAGCCGCGCUUCACAAACCCCGGCAACGACUGGAAUCCUCACGUUUGGGACUGGGACACUGUCAGAUUUGUUGCCAAGCCGCUGGACUCCAGGAUGAUGCAUCUGGGCACUACUUCCACAACAGAGCAGAGGAACAAAGAGGAAGCUUCUGGGCCUGUGAAGGACACGGCAGAAGAUGAAGAUGACGAGAGCCUUCAGCUGAAUCUCGCCGGUGGUUUCACCUCUGUGGAGGAGCCUGUGCCCAGGCCCAAUAAAAGGGUCCGGUCUGGAUCUCCAGGGAAUGGGAAUGGCAACUACCCUAUGUGCCAAGUUGAUAACUGUAAGGAAGAUCUGUCAAAUGCCAAGGACUACCAUCGCCGACAUAAAGUCUGUGAGGUUCACAGUAAAUCCACCAGAGCCCUUGUUGCCAAGCAGAUGCAGAGAUUCUGCCAGCAGUGCAGCAGGUUUCACCACCUUUCAGAGUUUGAUGAGGGGAAGAGGAGUUGUAGACGGAGACUUGCGGGGCAUAACCGGAGAAGAAGGAAAACCCAACCAGAGGAUGUUACUUCACGGCUCACUCUCCCAGGAGAUGGGGAUAACAAAAUCAUUGGAAAUAGCGAUAUCGUCAACUUGCUAGCUGCUAUAGCUCGUCCUCAAGGGAAAAAUGAUGUCAGAAAUAUCAAUGGCUCAUCAGUGUUGGACAGAGAGCAGCUCCUUCGGGUUCUUAGUAAGAUAAAUUCGUUACCUUUGUCAGCAGACCUUGCUGCCAAGUUGCCUAAUCUUGGAAGUUUGACUAGGAAAGCUUCUGAACUGCUUUCUUUAGAUCUUCAAAACAAAUUGAAUGGAAGGGCAUCUGUAUCAACCAUGGACUUGCUUACUGUACUAUCAGCUACUCUAGCAACAUCUGCUCCUGAAGCUCACGCAAUGUUAUCUCAAAAGUGCAGCCAGAGCAGUGACAGUGAGAAAACUAAGUUGACCUGCUCUGACCAGGCAGCUGAACCCAAUUUGCACAAGAUACCUCCACAAGAGAUUCAUUCAGCCGGGGGAGAGAGAAGUAGCACUAGUUACCAGUCUCCCAUGGAAGAUUCAGACUGCCAAGUUCAAGAAGCUCGAGUUAAUUUACCCUUACAGCUAUUUAGCUCCUCACCUGAGAAUGACAGCCCGCCAAAACUGGCUUCUUCUAGAAAGUAUUUCUCUUCUGACAGUAGUAAUCCCACUGAGGAUAGGUCUCCUUCAUCUUCCCCUCCUGUUGUGCAAACACUGUUUCCACUGAAGAGUUUGGCAGAAAUUGUUAAGUCUGACAAGUUGCCGGUAAGCAAAGAGGGCAGUGGAAACCCUGACACUAGCUGGACUUGUGGCAGUAACAUGCCUUUUGAUCUUUUUAGAGGAUCAAAUAGGGGAGCUGAAGCGAGCUCCAUUCAAAACUUUCCUAACCAACCUGGCUAUACUUCUUCUGGUUCGGACCAUUCACCUUCUAGUUUGAAUUCUGAUGUGCAGGAUCACACCGGAAGGAUAUUAUUUAAGCUCUUUGAUAAAGAUCCAAGUCAUUUACCAGGGACAUUGCGGACACAGAUAUUCAAUUGGCUUUCCAGCAGUCCAUCUGAAAUGGAGAGCUACAUAAGGCCUGGUUGUGUCGUUCUAUCAAUUUAUGUAUCAAUGCCAUCUGCUUCGUGGGAGCAACUUGAAGAAAACCUGGUUCAGCGUGUCAGUUCUUUGGUUGAGAGUUCAGAUUCUGAUUUUUGGAGAAGUGGGAGGUUUUUGGUUAAUACAGGCAGGCAAUUAGCAUCACACAAAGAUGGAAAAAUUCGUACAUGCAAAGCUUGGAGAUCAUGUAGUUCUCCAGAGUUGAUCUCUUUGUCCCCUUUGGCUGUCGUGGGUGGGCAAGAAACCUCUCUUCUGUUAAGGGGUAGAAAUUUGAAUAAUCUUGGCACCAGGAUUCAUUGCACAUAUAUGGGUGGUUACAUGUCAAAGGAAGCUACUGGUUCAGCAUAUCGUGGAAUGACGUAUGAUGAGAUAGACUUAGGUAGUUUCCAAAUUCAUGAUGCAUCUCCUGGUGUUCUUGGUCGCUGUUUCAUAGAGGUGGAAAAUGGUUUUAAGGGCAACAGUUUUCCAGUGAUAAUAGCUGAUGCUACAAUCUGCAGAGAAUUGAAGGUCCUUGAGUCAGUGUUUGAUGCUGAGGCGAAAGUAUGUGAUGUAAUAUCAGUAGCUGGAAGUAAUGAUUAUGGGCGGCCGACAUCAAGGGAUGAAGUCCUACACUUUUUGAAUGAGCUUGGAUGGCUCUUCCAAAGAAAAAGGAUAUGUUCCAUGCUUCAAGAGCCUCAUUAUGCACUCAGCCGUUUCAAAUUUUUACUCACAUUCACUGUCGAGAAAGACUUUUGUGCUUUGGUUGAAACACUUCUAGACAUACUAUUUGAAAGAAAUUUCGACAGUGAUGCGCUGUCGGGAGGAUUGGUUAUGCUGUCAGACAUGCAGCUUCUGAACCGGGCAGUAAAAAGGAGGUGCAGGAAGAUGGUUGACUUGCUCAUUAAUUAUUCUACGGUCAACAGUGACAGUGACAAGCGUUAUAUUUUUCCACCUAAUCUUGCUGGACCUGGUGGCAUGACCCCUCUUCAUUUGGCUGCUUGUAUGUCAAGUACAGAUGACAUGAUUGAUGCUUUGACAAAUGACCCGCUGGAGAUUGGAUUGAACUGCUGGAAGUCUCUUUUGGAUGCUAAUGGGCAGUCUCCGUAUGCUUAUGCUUUGAUGAGGAAUAAUUACUCUUAUAACAACUUGGUGGCUCGAAAGCUUGCUGACAGAAGAAAUAGUCAGAUUACUGUCACAAUUGGAGAUGAGAGAGAUCAACAUCAGAUGAGUAUGGAACUGGAGCACAGGACAAGUACCCAAUUCAGACAAGGUAGUAGAUCGUGUACCAAGUGUGCAAUUGCAGCAACAAAGUACACUAGGAGGGUUCCCGGUGCUCAAGGCUUGCUUCAGCGUCCCUUCAUUCAUUCUAUGCUUGCCAUAGCUGCUGUUUGUGUAUGUGUCUGCUUGUUCUUGAGGGGCUUACCUGAUAUUGGCUUAGUUGCUCCUUUCAAGUGGGAGAAUUUGGGUUACGGCACAAUUUAAUCUUUAUAGGAUAAGUAGUGAUUAAGAAAUAGGAACAAACUGCAGGUCAACGUGCACUUUCCAGAUUAGCUUGAUUGGGAUGAUGCAAUUCUGGAAGAAGGGAGGAUUUUUGCUUUAGCGGCAUUCAA
Molecule: messenger RNA, 3947 nt
Organism: Pyrus x bretschneideri (Chinese white pear)
Lineage: Eukaryota; Viridiplantae; Streptophyta; Magnoliopsida; Rosales; Rosaceae
Product: squamosa promoter-binding-like protein 14
Exons: 11
Coding region: 592-3819 (1075 amino acids)
Cellular component (GO): nucleus
Molecular function (GO): DNA binding
Source: RefSeq, a predicted model, not a curated record